AAUCAAGUCAACGAUAUCGCUGUAGAUGAAGUAAAAAGCACAAAAGGAAAAUAAAUACGUCUCAAUUGGGAAAUACUUAAACAUGAAAUAAGCAAGUGUGCUAGGAAUUUUUGCAGCCUUCUAUGCUAAAUGUAAAAGCAUUGAAGAGGAGACUCAUUUCCAAAAUAAUGACUCCCUCAGGUAAAAUGCAGGUCGGUUUGUCAGAAGCUGAAUUGGCAGAAUUUAUUGAUCUGCAAACUCGGUUAGAUUUAGUGUAUAUGAAUAAGGCAGAGGACACUUUCAUUAGCUCUAGAAAAAGGUGGUCACACAAACACACAGGUGUAGUCACCCCAUGAGACAUUGUGAUGGAUGUCAUCCCCAGUGGAGCUAUUGCACUUUUGAAAAACUCAGGUGAUUCUUAACUCUCUUCUACAUCCUGGAUACAUCCUUGUGAGACAGCAAUAGUUAAGAUCUGUUUUUUAUCUAUAGAUAUACUAUAGUCCCUCUCGAAUAGAAAGAUUAGACAACAUUUUCAGAAAGAUAUUAUUACUGUACCUUAAUGUCCUAUUGGAGUAAAUGUUUUAAUGAUAUUCCUUGGAAAAAAGUGUUCUCUAUCCAACAAAUAUCUAAUCACUAAUAAGGUUAAAGAGGUAUCAUUCGCUACAUCAAUUUUACCCAGUCAAUCUUUUUAUCCCGAGUUGGAUCCCCUAUAGCUCCUUCUGUGGAGUGGAAGAGGAGUCCAUAACUCUUUUUUGGAUUGUGUUUAUUUGUACGUGCUUCUUAAUAAAUACAUUUUUCUUUAGGGUUUAAAGAUGUCUUAUUUGGUUUUUAUAACUCUGACAAAAAUCUAAAAAACAAGUAUUUUCUUUUCAAAGCUUUAAAGUCAGUUACAAUGUGCACAAAGUAUAAUAUUUAUGCUUUUUUAUAAUGAAAACAAAAGGGACUCGAGGCAUUUUUAUCUCUCUUGAAUUUAUAUUAAAUUAUGUUACCCCUGGCUCAAUUAUUAUUAUUUUUUAAUGUUUUUUUCAUUACUUUUUAUUCUUUUGUUUUACUUUUGUCUAUUUUACUUGAUUUUUACUGUACUUGCUCUUUGUCUACUUUUAAUAAUUAUAUUGUUGUUUUUGUUUUGUUUGAAACUGUAUUUGCUGUUAUGUUUGUUCAAUAAUAACAAUAACAAUAAAGUGCAGUGUGGCCGCCACUUUAUGUUUAAUUUGCCAGUUUACUCAAGGAUAAACAGCGCCAUCUGCUGAGAGGUAGUGAGCCACCCUCCUUUCCAGUCAUCGCCCCCACAACAACCAAAAAAACAGAGCGUUUUGUAGGCGUGUUCCACCAUCUAUGACUUCAAAGUGCCACUAAUCGCUCACGCGGUAGUUUGAAUUCACACGGAAGCGCUGCACACUUUUACUUUCGUUUUUUAAGAUUUGUCUUGCUUUUCGUUUAAUUGAGCUUAUUUUAUGUCAUAAAUGAUGAAAAUGAAUGUUUUGAGUAUGUUAUUUCUUUCGGUCGUGCUUACUGGUGUUCACAGUGUUGGUGCAGAUGUUGUGUCAGAGUCAGUGAAUGUGACGGUGGGAGAUUCAGUCACUCUACACACUCGUGUUAAAGCAGACCGAGACGUAGAUAUACAAUGGUAUUUUAAUGAAACUCUAAUCGCACAAAUCACUGGAGAUCUCAGGAAGAUCUGUACAGAUGUUCAGUGUAAUGAAGGUACUGAGAGAUUCAGAGACAGACUGAAGCUGGAUCAUCAGACUGGAUCUCUGACCAUCACAAACAUCAGAACCACAGACUCUGGACGUUAUCAUCUAGAUAUCAUCAGAACUGGCAGUGACUCUGAAAAGACCUUCAUUGUUACUGUUCAUUUUGGUUCUGCUUCUGAUCAAGAUCAAAUGAAGAGAACGUCAGAGAAGGAGGAAGAAUCUGUUCCUGAUUCAGGUCUGUCUUCAGCUGCUAGAGCAGGGAUUGGUGUUGGUGUUGGUGUUGUUCUGCUGAUUGUGGCUGCUGCUGUUGGUGUGAUUUACUAUCUCAAGUGUCCUCAAGCAAGACAAUGUAGAACCAGGACUCAGCGCCGUGAUGAGGAGAACAGUGCAGACAUCAUUUAAUCGUGCUGACAGUGGAUCGGAGCCUGAGUUCAUGAGCCGUCCUGUAAUAGAGACAUGAAUACCAGUGCGACACCAGGUUGAUGUUAAGAUGACAAGUUCAGAGGUUAAAGUUUGUGACUCUGUCACACAGGACACAUGUCACUGCUCAAUAUAUUAUAAUGAUUUUAUCUAUAUUUGUGUAUAUUUAUGUAUAUUUGUUUUAAUAUGUUGUCUUCAGCCAUUUUAUUAUUCUUAACCAGUUUAAUUUGUGUAUGUCUUUAAAUGAGUCCGGGUCAUGUGACUGUUCACAUGACAGAAAAUAGGAAAUGGAGAGCAUGAAGAGGAAGCAUGUCAAACAAGCAUUGGACAUUGCUCUCCUUACGACUAAGUGGUGAUCACCUCCAAACUGGAAUAAUGGAGUUAUCUUUGUGGACUUACCUUUCCAGCACUUUUGAUUAACACCACAGUGGUCUUUUGUGUUUACCCCGGUGGACACUUUUGGGACAAUCAGAUUUCUUAAGGACUGUUUUAAUAGAAUGGAACUGAAAGACGCUUUAAACAUCUGAGUUAUUCUAGAUUUAUUGUUGUGUUUUAAAUCUCUUUAAAAAUAAUAUUGAUUUUAAAAAUGUAUUUUAUUUCCAUUAAUACAAGUGGUUUUUACUGUACUAACCCUGGU
This is a messenger RNA of Carassius auratus (goldfish), 2730 nucleotides long. RefSeq lists its product as uncharacterized. The record is from RefSeq and is a predicted model, not a curated record. The transcript has 6 exons. NCBI's taxonomy places the organism in Eukaryota, Metazoa, Chordata, Actinopteri, Cypriniformes, Cyprinidae. The coding region runs from base 1443 to 2075 and encodes 210 amino acids.